AGAGAGGCAAAGAGAGAGAGACAGACUGGGAGAGUUUUGCUUCCACACCGGUGGAGGUUUUCUCCGCUGCAGAGGAGCAGAGCUGACGGACAGGAUUCCGCUCAAAAUGGCUAAAAACCAGGAAGUGGAGCGCAUCGCCAAAAAGCUGGAUAAAAUGGUGCACAAGAAGAAUACGGACGGUGCUCUCGACAUGUUGAGGGAACUGAAGAACAUCAAGAUGUCUCUGGAGACCCUGCAGUCCACCAGAGUCGGGAUGUCAGUGAACGCGGUGAGGAAACAGAGCUCAGAUGAAGAGGUUCAGACUCUGGCCAAAGCUCUCAUCAAGUCCUGGAAGAAACUGCUGGAUGGAUCAGAGGGGAAGUCGGAGGAGAAGAAGGGGGAAGGCUCUCCUGUGAGGUCAUCAUCCACUUCCAAAGACUGUGACAGCAGCGAAAAAAGUAAGAAGUGUGGGGAGACCCCCACCACCCCAACCUCUCCCACCCUUCCCGCUCGGGUCACCUCCUUCCCCCCCGCCCCCGUCACCACCGACAGCGUACGGAACAAGUGUCGAGAGCUGCUGGUGGCCGCGCUGCAGACCGACGAUGACCACAAGACCAUUGGAGUUGACUGCGAGCACCUUGCAGCACAAAUUGAAGAACAGAUCUUCCAGGAGUUUAAGUCUACAGACAUGAAGUAUAAAAGUCGUCUACGAAGCCGCAUCUCAAACCUGAAGGACCAGAAGAAUCCCGACCUGCGGCGCAACGUCCUGUGUGGAAACAUCUCACCUCAACGCAUCGCCAGCAUGACGGCAGAGGAGAUGGCGAGUGCAGAGCUAAAGCAGAUAAGAGAGGCUUUGACCAAAGAGUCCAUCAGAGAACAUCAGUUGUCGAAGGUCGGAGGAAGUGAGACAGACAUGUUCAUCUGCAACAAGUGUCACGGAAAGAGCUGCACGUACACACAGGUGCAGACACGCAGCGCUGAUGAGCCCAUGACGACCUUUGUGUUGUGUAAUAGCUGUGGCAACCGAUGGAAGUUCUGUUGAAGAGGAUGUGUGUAUAUUAUUCCAUCAUGAAGCAAACUAAAGUGAAUUGAAUUUGGA
Seriola dumerili (greater amberjack) is the source of this 1078-nucleotide messenger RNA. It is a transcript of the gene tcea2, whose product is annotated as transcription elongation factor A2. The coding region runs from base 107 to 1021 and encodes 304 amino acids. Gene Ontology annotation, molecular function: nucleic acid binding; zinc ion binding. The record is from RefSeq and is a predicted model, not a curated record. Gene Ontology annotation, cellular component: nucleus. The transcript is spliced from 10 exons. Lineage: Eukaryota; Metazoa; Chordata; Actinopteri; Carangiformes; Carangidae. Gene Ontology annotation, biological process: DNA-templated transcription; transcription elongation by RNA polymerase II.